Molecule: messenger RNA, 1648 nt
Organism: Bipolaris maydis ATCC 48331
Lineage: Eukaryota; Fungi; Ascomycota; Dothideomycetes; Pleosporales; Pleosporaceae
Product: glycosyltransferase
Biological process (GO): mannosyl-inositol phosphorylceramide biosynthetic process
Molecular function (GO): mannosyltransferase activity
Source: RefSeq, a predicted model, not a curated record
ACUGGACCGACGCUGAUGCUCGUUUUGGCUUGCUUGUAGAGUCUUGCUCCCUCCCUCCCCGCUCCCGCCACUGCUCCUCGUCCAUCCGGCCUCGGCCCCGUCCACCACUCCAAACUCGGAGGAAAAGGAGACUCCAAGACGACCAAGACGACGACGACGACGACAGUAAUAACAAUAGCACCAAUAGUAAUACAACAGCGCCAGCAGCCAACAUGCGCAAGGGCGUCACCAUCUUCUUCCUCGUGACCGUCCUGGUCCUCGGUUUCGCCGUCCACAGCGUCUGGACUUUGUUGGGUCUUUUGGUCGCGUCCGGCCGCGAGGACGCCAUUCUGCGCGGAGAAUUGCCCGCCCCCAACUCCAGUGCAAUCGACCAUGCGCCACAACUAGUCCCCAAGAUCAUCCACCAGACAUAUAUCAACGAGAGCAUUCCUGCCCAUUGGAAGGGCCCCCAGCAAAGUUGCAUCGAUCUCCACCCCGACUACGAGUACAAGCUAUGGACUGACAAGAAGUCGCGCGAAUUCAUUGCUGCCGAGUACCCAUGGUUCCUUGAGACUUUUGACGGCUACCCCUACCCCAUCCAGCGCGCUGAUUCCAUUCGGUACUUUGUCCUUCACCACUUUGGCGGCAUCUACAUUGAUUUGGACGACGGAUGCAAUCGCAGCCUCGACCCGCUUCUCGCCUACCCUGCAUGGGUUCGACGCACCCUUCCCACCGGAAUCUCAAACGAUGUCAUGGGCGCCGUUCCCCGCCAUCCCUUCUUCCUCAAGGCCAUUGAUUCUUUGACUGACUACAACCGCCGCUGGCCUCUCCCAUACAUUACCGUCAUGGCUUCUACCGGACCCCUCUACCUCAGUCUUAUCUGGAGGCACUACAACAACGCCGGUCCUGUGGGACACGAGCGUGUACGCAUCCUAUUUCCCGACGAAUACAACAACCACUCAUGGAGUUUCUUCACUCACCACCUGGGAAACAGCUGGCACAGGACCGAUGUCAAGAUUAUCUUCUGGCUCGCCAAGCACUGGGUGCUCGUGACCAUUCUUGGAUUCGCUGCCGGUUUCGCUCUUCUUGGCUUGAUCUACAAGCUUGCCGUCUUGAACAAGCGAUCCACUGGCCCUGGCUCACCCAAGAUUCGUUUUUUGAGCCCAAGAAUGCCUUUUUACCGUCGCAUAAGUCAGAAGAGCUUUGAGCUCGACGAGCGACACGAGGUGUAACCGUCGCCCUGACCUUCUCUGCAUGAUUUCAGCGUUAUGUCCGGCACUAACCUGCCUUGCAUUUUCCGGCGUUUUCUUGUCCCCGUCGCCCCGUAUCUUCGCUUCUCUAGUGGCUUAGCUUGUUUUUUUCUUCUUCAUUUUCAUCUCGUCUAUUUACAUCAGGGCAGCGUUCCCUAGUAGCAUGUUUUAACUGAUUUUUUUCCCCAACGGGCACACACGACACGCUUGAUACAUGGAAACGGUUGGGCUACCGUAGUUGUUGGAAAAAGUACCGUUUGAACGAGCAUCAUAGAAAGAGGCUAGACGGGAGCCAGCCCACAGAGGCACGACGGACGAGUCUCCAGGCGUGGACUUGGGCGACUUUUGGCCGUCUUGCCGGACGAAUUACUAUUAGUUACGAUAAGAUCAAUACCAAACACCACGUCACGUGACGGUGA